AUGAGCUACGCCAACAACUGCAACCCUCCGCCUAGCGUCGCGUCGAUAUGCACCCAACGUGUCCUGUGUGUGCGGUGGAGUAUCCGCAGAACGCUGGAGUACUCCCUCACAGGCCAGUAUCCAUACUAUGCGGUGAGUGCUGUUCGGACGUAUGCACGUACUCAUACUGAUCGACGGGCCACCUUCCCGAAACUAGGCCACGUCUUCUGCCAAGAAUGCGUCGAGACUCUGAUCGCACGCGACCAGUGCUGUCCGUACCGAGAUUCUCUUCGCCUGAUCGAAGCGGAGGAUACUGUGCCCAUACUCUUCAGUCCCGAGGCCGCUAUCGCACCGACACUGCGUGUUAGGAUUGAUAGGCGCCUCGCCGUGUUAUCAAUGGAACAACAGCGUGUCGACAAGACUCUCAAACGCGUGGCUGCUAGUACCGAAAUCGUUUCCAAACACGUCUGCGUGCAGCGAGCAAGUAUCUCCAGGCAUUACGGGAGCCUCGAUCGCAUCACGAACGAAGUGCGUGCACUUCAGAGGAAGGUGGGCGCCGUGCGCGCUGAAUGUGUUCGUGAAUACGAUGCAAUUAUCGCUCUUCGAGCGAAGUCUGCUGCGCAAGCAUCUUCCUUGAGGGCUGAAGACGCCACCCCACAGCUGGGGGAGCAACGUCGUCGACAGAGGUCUCCGUCAGCAGCAAAUACGGAGGAUGCUCCGUCCGCGAAGCGACGCAAGACCUGA
Messenger RNA from Fomitopsis serialis, 723 nucleotides. RefSeq lists its product as uncharacterized. NCBI's taxonomy places the organism in Eukaryota, Fungi, Basidiomycota, Agaricomycetes, Polyporales, Fomitopsidaceae. The coding region runs from base 1 to 723 and encodes 240 amino acids. The record is from RefSeq and is a predicted model, not a curated record. The transcript has 4 exons.